CAACAUACCACCUCUGUGAAGCAGGCAACCUGUCGGGAGGUGGUGAACACGACGUGAGCUUAUAUACCGCGGUGUGCCAUGGACAGCUGGAUCGUACUCCCUGUCUGAGUGUGAUGAGGCACAUUCAUGAGGCCAGUUGCAACAUCAACCACCCUUGGGUGGUAAUUUUAUGUUGGUUCUCAUCGGACGACACACCGAUAGCAUAGCGAUGCGGUAAUGUCUAGCCUUUCUGAAGCGAGAAUGCGCACCCAUGUUGACUUGAUAUCAAUAGUGUGCCUAGGGCUGAACGCAGCCGGGGGGCUGUGCUGCUGCCAUCACGCAGUGGCUGAGGCUUCAGGCAGCCAUGUGAAAUAGCAUCGCGUCCUCCGAUGUCGACCAGCAGACAGGAGACGCUUACUGAGACUUCCCCAACUCCUCAGCAAACAGAGCAGCUCAUUGACCGUCCAUCAACUGCCCAGCAUCGGGAAAGCUCAUCGAGAAAAUUCCAUCAACUCCCCCAGCGAGAGGAUAAUAUCGGUUUAUAAUCUACCAACUCUUUUGGGAAAAAUAAGGAAAUUUCUCAUUGGCAGGAACCUCCACUCCUUCGCAACAAUCCUACGCGCGCGCGCCAGGCCAUGUCGGGCUUCGAGGUCGCCGGCAUAUCGCUGGCCGUGGCGGGCCUGCUGCUCUCCGUCAAGGGCGCCGUCGACGGGCUCAACAUGCUGGCCAACGUGUGCGAGAGGGACAACGGGCUGCGCUUCGCGGCGACGCGGUAUCACGUGGAGAAGGUCAAGCUCGAGGUCUGGGCGCGGCGGUUCAGGGUUUACGACGUCGACGUCGAUGACGAUGACGAUGACGAUGACAGGGGGGCAAGUGGUGGUAAUGGUGGAGGAGGAGGUGGUGGUGCUCGCGAGGAGUGUCUGCUGCUUAAGCAGCCGCGCAUCACGCGCGAUGCCGUGUGGCGCAUUGUCGCGGAGAUCAACGCCACGCACGAGCUGGCUGUGGAAUUUAUCGCGAGGUAUCACGUUGAGCCUGUUGUGCCCAUCUUCACCGCGGCCGCCGGCGCCAGCGUCUCCUCCACCUCGCCGCAGCAGCAGCACACCGCGACGACAACAACAACAACAGCAGCAGCAGCAGCAGCAGCAGGAACUGGACCGGAGACGUUCCACCGGCGGAGCAAGUGGGUGGCGCUCCUCGCCGAGGCGCGGGCCCGGAUCCCGCAGACGCACCGCCUCCGCUGGGCGGCCCGCGACAGGGACAAGUUCGGCGGCCUGAUCGAGCGGCUCGCGACGCUGAACCAGAACCUGUGGGACGUGGUGGUCGUGGCGGAGGCGGCGCCGCCCGGGGAGGUGCGCGUGGACACGCUGAGCAUCGUCACGGGGGUGCUCAGCGGCCUGAGCGACCAGCUGUCGCUCGCUUCGCUUUUGCAGCAACAGACCUCGUCGUCGUCGUUGUCGUUGUUGAGCAGCCAUGGGAGCGGCGGCGACGGCACGGCCUCGUUGUUGGCGCUGGCCGCAAGGCUCAAGAAGAUGCAGGGCGAGACGGUGGCGGAACUGGCGGCCAAGGUGAAGCGCAUCGACGCCUCGGAGCUGCGUCUCUGGGACGCGCUGUCCAACGACACGAGCAGGCGCUGCAUGGGCACGUACACGAGCCAGACGGCGGCGCCCGACGGCAGCGGGAACGGCAGCGAGAGCAACAGCUUGCCGGAGCCAGUCUGGAUCGAGUGGAAAGCCGUAGAGAGCGUCAGCGUCAGCAGCAGCAGCAACAGCAGCACCAUGGACGACAUCAUCCUCCGCGUCCACGCGCUGGGCGCGCUGCUCUCCACGGACAACGCCGCGACCUUUCACCGCCCGGCCUGCCUCGGCGUGUACGACGACGUCGACUACAGGGACCGACACAGGAGCCGGAGCCGUCGCAUCGGCCUCGUCUACCGAAGCGGCGGCGGCUGCUCCCCCACUAACGACAACGGCCUCCCCCUCGCCCCUCCAGUCUCGCUGGCGGACCUGCUGCGCGCCGCGGGCAGGGCGCGGACGCGGCCUCCCCUCGGGGCGCGCUUCGAGCUGGCAUACAAGCUCGCCUCGGCCGUGUCGCUGCUGCAUGCCACCGACUGGAUCCACAAGUCGUUGCGCAGCGACAACAUAGUGUUCACGCCGCGGGCGCUGCGGGCGCCGUCUCUGGGACACGGAGCCGUGGACGGCGCGGAGGUGGACAUCACGGCCCCGCAGAUCGCCGGCUUCCAGUACAGCCGCCCGGCGGGCGACGCCUCCCUCGAGGGCCGCCCCACGGGUGUGCCCGAGCUCGACUACUACUACCACCCGGAGGUGGUGUCGUCGUCAUCAUCGUCGCGGGCCGGCAACGGCAACGGCAACGGCAACGGCAACGGCGACGGCGACGGCAACGGCGGCGGAGGAGGAGGGUGGACCAAGGCGCGGGAGCUGUACAGCCUGGGCGUGGUGCUGCUCGAGGUGGCGCACUGGCGGCCCGCGUUCGAGGAGCGCUACCGGGCCAUGACCAUGGCGGAGGUGUCGGCGGCCAUGCUCGCCGACGUGCGGGGCAAGUUUGGCGACGACCUGGCGGGCAUGGUCGGGAGGACGUUUGUCGACGUCGUCGAGCGCUGCCUGGCGGGCUCGUUUGUUGGGGUGUCAUGGUCGCCGUCGCCGUCGCCGUUGCCGGGUGGCGGGCUGAGCGCGGCGGACGAGGCGAGGGCGCUGGGGGAUGCGUUUUUCCAGAGGGUGGUGAGGCCGCUGGCCAUGCUGAGGGCGUAGAGAGAGCGGUGAAGCGUUUGAAGACUGUGCGAGGUAGAGUCUUGUACUAGAAGUGGUGGGACCCGGCGGGGAGGGGGGAUUGCGUCGGGCAUGUUGACUUCAUCGCAUCUUGCGUGGCUAACGAUACGACACGAUAGAAUAACUGAGAGCACCCCUUUAUUCCAGCUCAAACUGUGUUGAAGGAACGAACGUGUAACGCAUAAUGUGAAACUGGCUAGUCAAUAAAAAAGGUC
Molecule: messenger RNA, 2977 nt
Organism: Purpureocillium takamizusanense
Lineage: Eukaryota; Fungi; Ascomycota; Sordariomycetes; Hypocreales; Ophiocordycipitaceae
Exons: 1
Coding region: 615-2744 (709 amino acids)
Biological process (GO): protein phosphorylation
Molecular function (GO): protein kinase activity; ATP binding
Source: RefSeq, a predicted model, not a curated record